This is a messenger RNA of Meyerozyma guilliermondii ATCC 6260, 1404 nucleotides long. It is a transcript of the gene SSP96, whose product is annotated as Ssp96p. The record is from RefSeq and is a predicted model, not a curated record. Gene Ontology annotation, molecular function: flavin adenine dinucleotide binding; N,N-dimethylaniline monooxygenase activity; NADP binding. The transcript has a single exon. The coding region runs from base 1 to 1404 and encodes 467 amino acids. Lineage: Eukaryota; Fungi; Ascomycota; Pichiomycetes; Serinales; Debaryomycetaceae.
AUGGUCUCUUCUGUGGCGAUUGUGGGCGGAGGUCCCAGUGGUCUUAUAGCAUUGGACGCGCUCGUGCGAGAGGAAAAGUUCGAUGUCAUCAAACUCUUUGAAAGAAGGUCAGAGGCUGGUGGAUGUUGGGUAUAUUCCGACGAAAAACCCGAGCCACUCGGCGAUAUCAAACUGCUUUCAAAACGGCAAUUGAAGCCAGAGCCUGUGCCUGAGGUGCUACCAGCAUACGUGCCGAAAUCAAGAACACAGCGGUUUAUGGAUACAGCAACUUAUUCAUAUUUGGAAACGAAUGUUGAAGCUGAAGCGAUGGAGUUCUCAGAGGAGAAAUUUCCACUGGGCGGAUCAGCAGAAUCGAUUCAAAAGUAUGGAGAGUCCACGCCGUUCAGACAUCAUACGGUGAUCAAAAACUGGGUCCAAGACUUGUACAAGAAAAAAGGGUAUCAUGAUCGUAUUGCAUUUAAUACAUCUGUGGAGUUGAUCUUUAAAGUGGAUGGAAAGCGGAAACUUGUGUUGCGUCGUUUUGGACCAGAAAACGACUAUGUAUGGGAAGAAACAUUCGAUGCUGUGGUGGUAGCAGCGGGUCAUUAUGACGUUCCAUAUGUGCCCGAUAUUGAAAAUUUGCAGCAAUUCAUAGACCAUCCAAGUCGGCAAGUUUUGCAUUCAAAAGCGUUCAGAGGCCCACAAGACUUUGAAAAUAAAAAGGUUGUGGUGGUAGGUGCAUCAGUUUCUGCCAUGGAUGCAGUUCGUGAUCUUUUACACCAUGCUCAGUCGCCAAUUAUAUCCUCAAGAAAGUCUACUAGUGGUCCUCAUAUCCAUUUUGGUCUGGUGGCUUUCGAGCAUCCGCUCGUAGAAUCUAGAGGUCAGAUCAUAAAGUGUGAAGCAGAAACCGGCACUCUUUACUUUGAAGACGGGACGAGUGUCAGUGAUGUCGAUGCCAUAAUUUUCGGCACUGGCUUUUCAUUUUCUUUCCCAUUUCUUCCCGAGUUGAAUCUCGCCCACAAUCGAGUCCAUAAUCUCUACCAGCAUGUAUUCAAGAUCGGAGAUCCAUCGUUGGUUUUCGUGGGAGCCAUUACCCCAGGCUUGACAUUUAAAGCUUACGAAUGGCAGGCGGUUGCGGCUGCGAAAGUUCUUGCUGGAAGAGGGAAAUUACCCACCACUGAAGAACAGCACCAAUGGGAAAAAGAUAGAAUAGAAGCUAAAGGCGAUGGUCCUGGCUUCUGUCUCAUUUAUCCCGAAUUCGAAAAGUAUUUUGAAGCACUUCGAGCUAUUGCUGGUGACGAAGGUCCCGGAAGAAAGCUUCCUCGAUUUGAUCAAAAAUGGUUUGAUUCCUUUGAAAGGGGUCACCAGAUGCGCCGGCAUCAUUGGCACACCACAAAUGAGAAGUACAUAUCCUCACUUGAAUGA